AAACAAAAAUAUAUAUAUAUAUAUAUAUAUAGUAAAAUAAAUCUAUUUUUAUUUAUAAUAACCCCAGGGUUUUUUACACUUUAUGGCGUAUUUACAAUAAACAUCAAGCUACAUCCAAUUAGACGGUAAUAUAAAUGUGAAUUCUAACUUUUUAAUUUUCACCAAUCAGUGGUUUUUUUACUAGCGGUUUAUUUUGAUUGGUAGUUGUAUUAACUGGAUUGUAUUCGAUUUUUUCAUUUUUAUUGGUUGGUACUGUAUAGAGGAAAUAAUAAUCCUUGACGAAUCAGAUCGUAUAAACGAAUUUAAACUUAAACUGACACAGUUAAGAGUAAAUUUCUGAAGUAAAAUAAAGUUAAUAGCUUUUUUACUUACAAAAUAUUUCCUGUAAAGUAUCUAAGGAUUAUAUUUCUUCAGUUGUCAUAUAACAAUAGAAAAAGAAAAAAAUUAAAGAAUAAGGAAAGAAGUUUGUUUUCUAUAAAAGUUUCAUUAGAUGAAUUAGAAUAGACAGAAUUAAAUAUAAAUUAUCAAAAAUAGCUAGAAAAAGUUUAGCAAAUAUGAUGGUGGAAUCAAAUAUAAAAGUUUUUACAUCUACAUCUUCUCCAUUACGUAGAAAAACUAUCGGAUUAAAUAAUUUGUCUCCGUUGUUAGAAAAUGAUGAUGAAGCAGAGCGUUUAGCUUUAAGACGUGAUGCUACUGUAAGUACACCAUCAUGUAGUAAAUCUAACGAAAAAAGACAGUCGUUAGGUUUAAGCUCUUUGGCACAAAUGCCAGAACCUAAAAUGACCGAGCUCAUAUCUGAAUAUAUCAAAUUAAGCACUGAAAAUAAAAUUAAUCAUAAAAAUGCAUUUAGUUUAGAAAUGAUUGAUUUUAUGACGUACAUGGUUACUAAAAGAAAUUCCGAAAUAACUAACUUGCAAAUGGCUAGUACAUCGUUGGAUGUAUGUACUAAAAUUUAUGGGUAUCGUGUUGAUGGUAUAUACAUAGACAUUUUAAAAAUGGCUGGUGCAAUGGAUAAACAAAAGGAGGAUAAUUUAACUGAUAUGAAUGAUAAACAAUCUAAUAAUUCAGAAGAACAAGAACAACAACAAGAAACAGAUAGUCAAACGAAGAAAAAAAAGAAAAAAGGAAAACAGAAGAUUAUUAGUACAGAAAAUGCAUUAAAUGGAUCGGUAGAAAUAAUGUUACCCUCACGAAUGACUAUAGGAAAAGGGGAUUUAUGUUCAUCUGAUAUGCUCUACCAAAUAGUGCUACCGCAUCUUGCUAAUUCAGGCUUUUAUCAUAAUACAUGCAAUGAUAUUAUUUUAGAUCAAUUAAAUGAAACAAAUGAAGAUAAUGAAAAUUUUCCGACUUAUACUAUAUCAAAGAUAGAGGAUCUUUCUCAGUUAGAUCUGUGUCCAAGCAUAUCUAAUUUUGAAUUUUUAAGAUGGUCAUUAGAAGAUGAAGAAGAAAUCAUAGAGCCUGAACAAAAUGACGAUGAAAACAGAUUUCAUUUUGAUCUUGAUGCCAGUGUACCUUCUGCAGAUGAAGAAUUUUUUGACCAUGCGAAUUGUUCUCAAAUGGAAACAGAUACGAGUAAUAAAGAUAUGUGUGUGAGAAAUCCGAAACAAAUGGAAAAUAUAGUAGACUUUCGUAAAAUUAUGACUGAACAAAUAACAGGAGAUCAGGAAAUGCCAGAAUAUUCUUUCUUACAUAAAAAUAUAAACUCAAUUCAUUGGGCAGGACCUUUUUAUUGGAAACAUAAAGGGUUCAAAACAAUUUUAAGUAAUAGCAAAGUAGUGGAAACUUGCAAACAGGCUGAAAUUAAGAAGAAAAAAGAAUUUAUAAUUACAUAUACCAACGAAGAUAAAUCUAAACUGGAUGAAAAGUUUUUAUGUAGCAGAAUAAACAAAAUACAAAUUAAAACAGCCAGAAAAAAUUGGAAAGAAGAGAAAAUAACAUUACCAGAAGAUAUACAUUACGAUAUUACACAAUUAACUAAAUUAUAUCUUCGUCCUUUAAUCUCCUCAUAUCGUAAUUCAGAAGAUUCACUCAAUUCGGCACAAUUGCCUGAAGAUGCCGAUUGCGAUAUGCAAGAUAAAAAUGAUUCAGGUCAAUUAGGAGAUGGAGAUGGAAAUAUAAUAGAAAAUCAGAUACCAUUUACUAAUGAUAAUCUGGUAACAAUGCCUACAUUAACUAAUAAAACGAAUACAAACUAUCCUUUACGUGCCAAAAAAAUUGACAUGCAUCAAUUAAAGAAAACAAUAUGGAAAGCUAUGUUGAAAAAGAAUAUUAAUACUGAUAAUAAAGAAGAAACGCAACAAAAUGGUCAAAUAAUCCAAUCCAUAACUUUCAGCGACAUUUAUAAAUCUUUACCUAAUGUACUUUCUAAAUCCAAUGCUGAAGCAUUAAGUCUCCCCAUUGCAAUAGUAUCUUUGCUUCAUUUAGCUAAUGAAAAAUCUUUAACGCUUUCUUCUCUUCCAGAUUGUUCAGAUAUUAUUAUAGAAGCUAAAGAUAAUCUAUAA
Messenger RNA from Polistes canadensis, 2501 nucleotides. Its product is annotated as condensin complex subunit 2. The transcript has 3 exons. The record is from RefSeq and is a predicted model, not a curated record. Bases 555 to 2501 code for a protein of 648 amino acids. Gene Ontology annotation, molecular function: chromatin binding. Gene Ontology annotation, biological process: mitotic chromosome condensation. Gene Ontology annotation, cellular component: condensin complex. Lineage: Eukaryota; Metazoa; Arthropoda; Insecta; Hymenoptera; Vespidae.